Messenger RNA from Colius striatus (speckled mousebird), 3320 nucleotides. It is a transcript of the gene COLGALT2, whose product is annotated as collagen beta(1-O)galactosyltransferase 2. NCBI's taxonomy places the organism in Eukaryota, Metazoa, Chordata, Aves, Coliiformes, Coliidae. The coding region runs from base 382 to 1902 and encodes 506 amino acids. Gene Ontology annotation, molecular function: procollagen galactosyltransferase activity. The record is from RefSeq and is a predicted model, not a curated record. The transcript has 12 exons.
CCGCACAGCCGGCGCGGCUCCCCGCGCCCAUCAUGGCUGCGUGCGCCCCUCGUCCCCCCCCUUCUCCUCCUCCUCGUGCUGCUGGGCGGCUGCGGGGCCAGCCUGCCCCCGGAGCCGCCACCGCCGCCGACCCCCGAGCCCGAGCCCCAGCCGCUGCCCGAGUCGGCUCUGCAGAAGCCCACUGUGCUUCUGGCCAUUAUCGCCCGCAACGCAGCGCACACGCUGCCCCACUUCCUCGGCUGCGUCGAGAGGCUGCACUACCCCAAGAGCAGGAUCGCCCUCUGGGCAGCCACUGACCACAAUGUUGAUAACACCACAGCAAUCCUUAGGGAGUGGCUGAAGAAUGUGCAGAACCUCUACCACGAUGUGGAGUGGAGGCCGAUGGAAGACCCCCAGUCUUACCCAGAAGAAAUUGGGCCAAAACAUUGGCCAAGCUCCCGAUUCACUCACGUGAUGAAACUCCGUCAGGCUGCCCUGCGCGCUGCACGAGAGAAGUGGUCGGACUACAUCCUGUUUGUGGAUGCAGAUAACUUAUUGACCAACCCAGAAACCCUGAACUUGAUGAUAGCAGAAAACAAGACACUGGUGGCACCAAUGCUUGAGUCUCGCUCUCUCUACUCCAACUUCUGGUGUGGCAUUACUCCCCAGGGCUAUUACAAAAGGACCUUGGACUAUCCUCUGAUUCGGGAAUGGAAGAGGACAGGCUGUUUUGCUGUCCCGAUGAUUCAUUCCACCUUCCUUAUUGACUUGAGGAAAGAAGCCUCUUCCAAGCUGAUGUUCUACCCCCCACACCAGGACUACACCUGGAGCUUUGAUGAUAUCAUGGUCUUUGCCUUCUCCAGUCGCCAAGCAGGAGUCCAGAUGUUCAUCUGCAACCGUGAACACUACGGUUUCCUUCCCAUGCCCCUGAAAUCCCACCAGACGCUGCAAGAGGAAUCCGAGAACUUUGUGCACACGCUAAUUGAAGCUAUGAUCGAUCGUCCUCCCAUUGAACCCUCUCAGUAUGUCUCUGUUCCUCCAAAACACCCUGACAAGAUGGGAUUUGAUGAAAUUUUCAUGAUCAACCUGAAGCGCCGGAAGGACAGGCGGGAUCGGAUGCUGCGCACGCUGCAGGAGCAGGAGAUUGCAGUCAAGAUAGUGGAGGCUGUGGAUGGAAAGACGCUCAACACAAGUCAGCUCAAAGCUCUCAGCAUCGAUAUGCUCCCAGGUUACCGGGACCCAUAUUCCUCCAGGCCACUAACCAGAGGAGAGAUUGGCUGCUUCCUCAGCCACUACUACAUCUGGAAGGAGGUGGUGAACAGAGAACUGGAGAAGACGCUUGUUAUUGAGGAUGAUGUGCGCUUUGAACACCAGUUUAAAAGGAAGCUGAUGAAGCUGAUGGAUGACAUUGAACAAGCCCAGUUAGACUGGGAGCUUAUCUACAUUGGCCGGAAAAGGAUGCAGGUGCAGGAGCCUGAGAAAGCAGUUCCCAAUGUCAUGAACCUGGUGGAAGCUGAUUACUCCUACUGGACACUGGGCUAUGCCAUCUCUUUCCAAGGGGCUCAGAAACUCAUCGGAGCGGAGCCUUUCAGCAAGAUGCUGCCUGUAGAUGAAUUUCUGCCCGUCAUGUACAACAAGCACCCAGUUGCAAAGUACAUGGAGUACUACGAGUCCAGAGACUUGAAGGCCUUUUCAGCAGAACCCCUGCUUGUUUACCCCACCCACUACACAGGGCAGCCAGGCUACCUCAGUGACACAGAGACCUCUACAAUCUGGGACAACGAGACCGUGUCAACGGACUGGGACAGAACACACUCAUGGAAAUCCCGGCAGCAGGGCACGAUCCACAGUGACGCCCAGAACAAGGACGCCCUGCCCUCCCAGUCGUCCCUCAACGCCCCGGCCUCCAGGGAUGAGCUAUGACUGCCCGCUUCCCCGGGACCCUGACAGCUGAACCUGCCUCACACACUUCAGCUUUUCACCCUUGAAAGUUGUAGAGCAGCUAUUCUUGUGGUUUCCUCCCCACUUCUCCAAAGGGCAAAGCGCAGAGGUUGGACCUGACAGCUAACCAGGCCGCUUAGGACCGGGUGGGAGAUGGAGGAGGAAAAAGAAGUGUUCCAGACUGGCAGAAAGAAGGCUGAGAUCUGAACAAAAGCCCUCACAGGCUUUUGUAAAAACCCAACCAUGAACGACGUCUUUCUACAGUUCCUCGUGUAGAAUACUCUAUUUAUAAAGAUUAAUAUAUAGAGGUGUACAAAUGUUAAUACCUUUCUGGAUAGCUGUAACCGGGCUGGGUAUCUGUUUCUCCUUGUAGGUUUGUAGGCUUUUAUAACCCUGCUCACUGAGAGGAACUGCAGGCAAGCAGUUGGGUUCUUUGGGUUUGUUUUUCAAAGGGAUCCCUGUCAGAAUCAAGGUGGUUGCUAGAAAUGUUGAGUGUGCUGGAGCAGCGCUCCUCUGCCGUGCCUUCUCCCUCCUCACACUUGUAUGGAAAAGCAUUCCUGCCUUCCCCUGGCAUGUUUCAAAACUUGCCAGGUCCCAUCGAAACAGGCCUCCCCAUCCAGAGCUGAUGUUUGGCAUGCCUGAAAUCUUGGAAGCUAGCAGAGAAUGGGAAGGGGGCUGAUUUCAUUUGUCUCUGCACUGCCUGAAGGAAUACAGGCAGUGGAGUUAGUCUGUGUCGUGUCCUGCUUCACCCCCUGCCUCAAUUUAUUCCUUCAGGAAAACAAAGCCUAUUUAAUUAGGCCAGAAACCCAAGUGUGGGCCUUCUAGGAACUUUAAAUUCAAACAGGUAGGUUAUGAACUGCUUGACCCUGCCUUUACAGAAACAAAAGAACCUCAGAGCUGUGAGUGUUCUCAGCGGUGCUGUUCGUGCCUCCUCGAUAGAACUGCGGGUUCCAGGACGGAAAGGCAACUUGCCUUGAGAUCUUUUUUCACGUGAGGAGCAAACUUGUGUUUCUUGUUGUUGUUGUUAUUCACUGUGGGUGAGUUCUGAUGUACUUGCUGUUGGCUCAUGCCAGCACAGUAUGGUGUUUGGGUUUGUUGGUUUUUUGACGUUGCUCAGAAGCCGGGUGAUCGUGGCCUACAGCGUGUAGGGUCAGCUGGCACAGAGCUCAAGCAAUGGGCCGCUGUGGCAGCAGGAGGGUGCCCUCCUGGCUGAGCCAUGCAGUGCCUCAGCUGCUGGGAGGUCUGUGCAGCUCAGUGUGUGUGGCUGGCUUGGGUUGGCUGGGUAUUUUUGAAUUUGUUUGUUUUUAAUAAUUGCUGAUCAAUGUUGUGCUUUCUGCUCAAGAAGCCAUGUUAUUGCCCGUCAGCUGGUCUGAUAAUACAUAGAACCUGGUGCAAGAUGA